This is a messenger RNA of Fopius arisanus, 4302 nucleotides long. RefSeq names its product amontillado (gene amon). Gene Ontology annotation, molecular function: serine-type endopeptidase activity. Gene Ontology annotation, cellular component: membrane; neuron projection. NCBI's taxonomy places the organism in Eukaryota, Metazoa, Arthropoda, Insecta, Hymenoptera, Braconidae. The record is from RefSeq and is a predicted model, not a curated record. Gene Ontology annotation, biological process: peptide hormone processing. The transcript is spliced from 12 exons. The coding region runs from base 153 to 2231 and encodes 692 amino acids.
AGAGCCGAGUCUGGUCGGACGAUUCGGCUGAAACUCGGAUACAACUGUUAUUCCUCGGUUGGAAUAAAAAAAACUAGGGGGUUGGGGGGUGGGGGUUGGAGUUGUCAGUGAGGUGGUGAGUUUUAACAGUCGGUAGUCGGUCUCGGUCGAGCAUGGAGUCAGCACGUGCAACAAACGUUAAUGUCGACCUUGCACUGUGUCAUUCACGUACACAAGAGAUUAAUAAUGACGAGGACGACGACGAGACUCACAGUAAAUUGACGAGGAGGUGGACACCCAGUGGGUGGGGCACUGUCAGUCAUAUGUCGGUUUUUCGAUUUAUUUUUAUUAUUUUGUGUGUUGUUUUGGUUGAUGGGGGUACGGGGGUACAGGGGAGAGCUGAGGUAUUUACUAAUGCUUUUCUCGUUAAAAUGGUACAACCUGCUGAGAGGAGUGUUGCUGAUCGGGUCGCGAUCAGGAAUGGAUUUGUUAACCUGGGACCGGUACUUGGCAGCGAUACGGAGUACCAUUUUAUCCACAGGGCAUUGCCACAUGCCAGGAGCAAGAGAUCGGUGCCACACAUGAGACGACUCAAGAUCGAUCCUCUGAUUCACACAGCUGUGCAGCAGACGGGAUUUAAACGAGUGAAAAGGGGGUACAGACCCCUGUCGGUGGACAAUCUGGUGCCCCCGUACGAUCAAAAAUUGAUGAAGGAACAGGCGCGUCAGGAUCCCACUGAUCCGUACUUCCAGUACCAGUGGUACUUGAAAAAUACUGGACAAAAUGGCGGUAAACCCAAGUUGGAUUUGAACGUUGAGGCUGCGUGGGCGCAGGGUGUCACAGGGAAAAACGUCACAACCGCAAUUAUGGAUGAUGGCGUCGAUUACAUGCAUCCGGAUCUGAAGUACAAUUACAAUGCCCAGGCGUCGUACGACUUCAGUUCCAACGAUCCCUACCCUUACCCGAGAUAUACAGAUGACUGGUUCAAUAGCCAUGGGACACGGUGUGCAGGAGAAGUUGCUGCUGCUCGGGAUAAUGGAGUCUGUGGCGUGGGUGUUGCGUAUGAUUCAAAAAUUGCGGGCAUUCGAAUGCUAGAUCAACCAUACAUGACGGAUUUGAUUGAAGCAAACAGUAUGGGCCACGAGCCGGAUCUCAUAGAUAUAUACAGCGCCUCCUGGGGACCCACCGACGACGGCAAAACCGUCGACGGUCCCAGAAAUGCCACUAUGAGAGCAAUUGUUCGUGGAGUUAAUGAAGGUCGACGGGGUCUUGGUAAUAUCUACGUGUGGGCAUCUGGUGAUGGAGGUGAGGAGGAUGAUUGCAAUUGCGAUGGUUACGCUGCCAGCAUGUGGACAAUCAGCAUAAAUAGCGCCAUAAAUGACGGACAAAAUGCACAUUACGACGAAAGUUGCUCCAGCACUUUAGCUUCGACAUUCAGCAAUGGAGCUAAGGAUCCAAACACCGGCGUGGCAACGACCGAUUUAUACGGAAAAUGCACUACAACUCACAGUGGAACAUCCGCUGCAGCACCAGAAGCUGCAGGUGUAUUUGCACUAGCUCUCGAGGCGAACCCCCAGUUGACGUGGCGUGAUAUCCAACACCUCACAGUCCUGACGUCCAAGCGAAAUUCAUUAUUCGACGCCAAAGGGAGAUUUCACUGGACAAUGAAUGGAGUUGGCCUUGAAUUCAAUCAUCUGUUCGGUUAUGGCGUACUUGAUGCCGGCGCCAUGGUGGCACUGGCUAAAAAAUGGAAGACAGUACCGCCUAGAUAUCACUGUGAAGCUGGUGCUGUCAUAAAUAACAUGAAAAUUCCCAGCGAAGGAUCAAUUUACCUCAGUAUAAAAACAGACGCGUGCGCGGGCACAGACUAUGCUGUCAAUUACCUGGAGCAUGUACAAGCUGUUAUUUCCGUUAAUGCAACACGUCGCGGUGACUUGGAGAUAUUCCUUACAUCACCGAUGGGCACGAGAUCAAUGAUUCUGAGUCGACGAGUCAAUGACGACGACCAUCGGGAUGGCUUCACAAAAUGGCCAUUCAUGACCACUCACACUUGGGGGGAGUAUCCACAGGGGACUUGGAUACUCGAGAUUCGUUUCAACUCGCAAGCACCCCAGAAGGGUUGGAUUAAAGAGUGGACUCUGAUGCUCCAUGGUACGAGGGAGCCACCUUACACCGGAUUACCCGCAGCUGAUCCACAUUCAAAGCUUGCGAUUGUAAAAAAAGCACACGAGGAGCGUUCGAGUGCAAUGUAACGAUCACCGAAAUCAUGAAAAAUGAUACAGAGAAUAUUUAAAAAAAUGAAACAAUGGACCGAAAGUCAUUUCCGCGCCAAAAAAAGAUAUCACGACGGAGAUACCAACAAUCCCUUUGCGGAAGUUAAAUAAUUAUUUUUAUUUUUAGAAGGCCAGUUUUCGUUGAUUACUUUUAUCAAUACGUUCGUGUCUUCCUCAGUGAUAUUAGCUUCAUCAGGCACAAUAAUUCAAGCCUCUUGUGUCUUGUGGACAAAUUCAACUCGAUUUAGUUCUCGUAGUCUUUUGCGUGAUUCAUUAAUUAUUUGUUGAGGCGCACGAUGACUAUUACAUAAUUUUUUUCUAAUCAGUUUUUGCAAUGAUCCUUAUGAAAAUCUAAUCUUUCAAUGUCUAUGUAAUCGCACGCGUUAGUAUCUGUCUUCAUAAAAUCAGAAAAAGGAAAAAAAAAAUUGAGAUAAAAUGUGCAUGCAAAUUUCCUCCUCCACACGUCAUGUCAUCUAUGGAAAUAAUUAAUAGGAUAAUCUAGAAUUCGUUUGAUUGAGCAAAAUUGAGAUUUAUCUGUUGAAACUUUCAGCGUUUUAGGCGCCUCAUUUGUAUUUCGAAUAAUUUGAGACAGCGAAUCGCACAAAAACUAUCAAACACGAUAUCUCCCUUUGAAAUGAUACCAGAACAAUUAGACUUAAAGACUAUUCAUAUCGAACAUUGAUAUAAUUUAUCUAUUAUUUAUAAUUUAGACAUUGUGAUUAAGCAGAAUGAAAUAAAGGAUAAAUAUUGGGAACAAAUUGCAAAGUGAAACCGUAAAUUUGUAUUCAAUCACAUCGAGGAGGAAAAGCCGUAAUUUUUCUAAAUUCCCCGGGAUUUAUUGAGUUAUACGGGCCACAUGGCAAAUAUCAGUAUUAAGUGUUAAUAAAAUCAACUAUGAGCUGUAAAACUAUGUACUUGUGACCUCAGAAAUUAUCACCAAUAUUAUCUAAAGCAAUAAAAACACAUUGAUCAUGGGACAGAAUAGUAAAAAUAAUUCCCUCACACGAACUACUACUUUGUCUCAUGCUCCGACUAUUCUGCAAAUAAAGUAAUAUCACUAACAAAUAAUUAAAACAUAACAAAACGAUUUUGAAAAUAGGUUUUCCCAGGAAUAUAACACAGGAGAACAUACUAACCAGAUAAAUCCACCUGUUACUCUUUAGUUAAUUGUUAAUGAUAUUUAUCUGAUUUUAUUUUUAAAACAAUUGAUGGAUUAUUUUUGUUUAUCAUCUUCGAUGCUAAUUGAAUAUCACUUGAGGCUUUAUAAAGUUCUCUCUACUCGAUUGAUUCAUGUGAAUGUGUAUUUUUUUCCCAUUAUUUGUGUUUGAGAAGAAUAAUAUCGAAUUAGUAAACAGAAGGUUCAUAAACACAAAGAAAUAUCGUGAGUAAAAGACGAAGAGAUUAAAGUUCUAAUGUAGAUAUUAUAGUGGAGUAGUGAUCGAUACAUUGAGAUCACGUAUUUAAAUACAUAUAAAUAUAUAUGAAUUAUUAUAGUAAAAAGUGAUGAGACAUGUAUUUAAUCAACCUUAUUACCAAUAUUCCUUGAUUUUUUCAUUACGAGAAAUUUUUUAUUGAGUCACUCCGUUGAUUUGAUAUUUUAUCAUUUUUUUGACGUUACAAUAAGGUUGAUUAAAUCGACACUAAGACCAAAGGGAAAACUCAAUGAUUUAGAUCAUAAUUAAUCCCAGAAUUACCAUAAUUUGUCGAAAAAACUGAGUGAAAAGGGGAGAAACAACCACUGACGAAGGAGAAAAAAAAUUGCAAGUACCUGGCGCUGUUAUUCUUCACAACCCCCCGCCCCCCGCCCCCUGUUUUUUCUGUAAUAAAUUAUAUUCCCUCCUGCAUCCAAUUACUCUGGGGAAGAAAAACUAAAAUAUAUAUUAUACAGUAAUGAGAGAAUUUAAUUACAGAAGUGCGUUAGAUUUUAAAAAAUACGUCGGCUCUGUCGCGGCUAUGAAAGAUAAUAUUUAUAACAGAAUGGAAUAUAACAUGAUAUUAAGAGAUAAGAAAAAGUCUAUAAUGAAAGAGUGAAAUAUAAACAAAAUCCUUA